This is a messenger RNA of Dothidotthia symphoricarpi CBS 119687, 1608 nucleotides long. Its product is annotated as polyamine oxidase-like protein. Gene Ontology annotation, molecular function: oxidoreductase activity. The transcript has 3 exons. Bases 1 to 1608 code for a protein of 535 amino acids. The record is from RefSeq and is a predicted model, not a curated record. Lineage: Eukaryota; Fungi; Ascomycota; Dothideomycetes; Pleosporales; Dothidotthiaceae.
AUGUUUUCCAAGGACGUUUUGCUGCUCAUUGCAGGCGUGUGGCCCGCCUUUGGCCUUGCUGCCCCAACUCUUCAUGCGAGGGAUGGCUACAACAGCACAUGCCGCAAGACUACCGUGGCGAUUCUAGGUGGUGGCGUCGCUGGAGUAACAGCAGCACAUGCCCUUCACAACCAAUCAGUCACAGACUUUCUCAUCGUUGAGUACAACAGUGGCAUUGGCGGCCGGAUGCGAAACACCAAGUUCGGAUCAGACCCCAACGGAAACCCCUACCUCGUAGAACUGGGAGCCAACUGGGUCUCUGGAACCGGCACCCCCGAUGGACCCGAAAACCCCGUUUGGUCGUUCGCCAAGCAAGCCAAUCUAACAGCGCCAUUCUCGGAUACUCGCUCCAUUGCGACGUAUAACGAGACUGGUGCGGUCAACUACACCUACCUCAUCGAUGAGUUUGAGGAUGCUUGGGCCAAGUUUGAGCAGAACGCCGGUACUAUCUUGACAGAGAAUCUGCAGGAUAUGAGCGCGAAAGCAGGUUUCUUUGAAGCUGGAUGGAAGGCGAAACAGAACGCCAUGCGCAAGGCGGUCGAAUGGUGGAUGUGGGACUGGGAUGCCGCACAGACGCCCGAGGAGUCGAGUUUGGUGUUCGGUAUCACCGCUUACAACCUCACGUACUACCAGUUUGCGGAGGAAAACUACUUCAGCGUUGACCAGCGUGGAUUCAACACAUGGCUCAAGACACAAGCAUCGUCAUUCCUCGAGGCAAACGAUACCCGACUGAUGUUCAACACUGUGGUAACCGACAUCAACUACUCAGAGACUGGUGUCACCGUCACCAACGAGGACGGCUCAUGCAUUGAAGCCGACUACGCGAUUUGCACCUUUUCCCUCGGUGUCCUGCAAAACGAUGUCGUCACCUUCACCCCUGAACUGCCAAGCUGGAAGCAGACUUCCCUCGCCACCUUCUCCAUGGGUACUUACACCAAGAUCUUCCUCCAGUUCAACGAGACCUUCUGGCCGACAGACUCGCAGUUCUUCCUCUACGCGCACCCCACAACCCGUGGGUACUACCCCGUCUGGCAAUCACUCUCAAUUGAUGGUUUCCUCCCCGGCAGCAACAUCUUGUUUGUGACCGUCGUAGAUGAGCAAAGUUACCGCAUCGAGGCUCAGGAUGACGAGACAACAAAGGCAGAAGUCAUGGCCGUCCUCCGCCAAAUGCUCCCCGACACCGACGUCCCAGACCCAAUUGACUUCAUGUACCCCCGCUGGACGUUGAACCCCUGGACGUUCGGCAGCUACUCCAACUGGCCCGUGGGCACAACCCUGGAGAUGCACCAGAACCUCCGCGCGAACGUCGACAGACUGUACUUCGCCGGUGAGGCUACGUCGGCCGAGUACUUUGGUUUCUUGCACGGUGCGUGGUUCGAGGGACAGGAGGCGGGCAAGCGCAUUGCUGGCAUGGUCACCAAGGACUGCGAGAACCAGGAUGGCGGAUGUGGAGAGUAUGUUAACUACGAGGUCCUGCACGGAACCACGGAGAGGGAGGAGUACAACGCUACCAACGGCAUGGGUGCUGAUCCCAUGUUCUAUGCGGAUAGUGGUGAGGAGGAGGCUUAA